CUUCUUGCCUAUAUAUAUUGCUGCUUAAAGUCAAAACAGUUCAAAAAGUAUUUWAAAAAAACUUGCAAGAAUAAACCAAUCAAUGAUGUUAGAUGAGCUGGCCAUCGAUUAUUCUGAGUACUUAAAGGUCGACAAUGAAAAUGAGGUUAGCGCGUUAAAAGAUGUAGUCGAAGAUAUGCUUACCAGAUUGGAAGAAUUUCAGACAUUUAUGGAAAUGGUACGUGCACUACGAAUGGAAAGUACUGUGAUGCAUUAUGAUUCAAUAAAAGAAAUGAAAUCCAAGGUUACUGAACUCACAGAUUCUGUAAAUAAAUUAGAAAAGCUGGUUAAUAAAGUUGGUGAAGAUGUUGAGUUGGUUGACCAACAACUAACUGAAGCUGAGGCUUGUAUGCCUAUCAAUAAGGAUGGCCCACUAAAUACAAUUCUAAAACCUUUUUUUAAAAAACAAGAAGACCAUUCUUCUAGACAAUUACCUGCCUAUGAACCACCAGUGAUAUUUAAGUCUGAUGAUUACUUUCUUGCAACAGAGGCAGAAGAUGCGCUUAAAAUAAUUGAAAAUGAUACAACCACUAACAAUUAAUACAAAAAACACUUUUAAUUUUAAAAUUUUGUAUGGGAUUAAGUUAUCUAGUAAUAUAAACAAUUAGACAUAAGUUAUUGAUUGUUUUUUGGGAUAAAUACUUGUUAUUUGUAUAAGAAUUUUAAUCACUGCAACAAUUAACUGUCAAUAGAACUAGUUGAAUAUUCCAUACCAUACGAAUGUUCAAUGAUUCAGAUACCUAUAAAUUAUUGUUGGUGAAUACAAAAAAGUUAAAAGUAUUAAAUUAAUGUAUUUAUACUACAUAAUAUCUAAAAAUAAUAAAUUCAAUUUAAAUUAUUUGAAUUAUUUAACUUACAUCGAAUUUAUGUAUUUGWGUUAUGUUUAGUAAUUAAYUAUAUAAAUUACAUUAUUUUUAUAUCUGUAUUUUUAUAGAUAGCGCUAAUAAAAAAUUUAUAUUAUUAUGGUUCUAUUGCUGGUCAUUUUUAUGUUCACUAUUCAAAUAAAUUCUAAUUUUUAACUUUUGAGUAGGUAC
Molecule: messenger RNA, 1073 nt
Organism: Diuraphis noxia (Russian wheat aphid)
Lineage: Eukaryota; Metazoa; Arthropoda; Insecta; Hemiptera; Aphididae
Gene: Blos4
Product: biogenesis of lysosome-related organelles complex 1 subunit 4
Cellular component (GO): BLOC-1 complex
Source: RefSeq, a predicted model, not a curated record